GGUUCAUCAUCUGCCUGCUUUAAGACCUUGUAAAGGCUUAUUUCCUCCUGCCUUAUGGUCUCAUCUCAUGAUCAAUGUCCUCAAAGGUACCGCUUCAUUCAUUCAUGGUCGAAUCCCUUCACUUUCUAUUCGACGAUCAAAUGGAAAAUGGCUUUCCACAGCUCCUAGAAAUGAUCCGACUCGACUACUCCACGACUCCCCCGAAGACAAUCUUUGCUCCUUCUUUGUCAGCCAAAGGGACCAGAGACAACCCACCACUGGUAUCUGCGACUACGCAUUGGUCUCCGCACUUAAAUCCUGUUCUUCCCUAUUGGCAAUCUUCCAGGGUGAGCAGCUUCAUUCCCUCGCACUGAAAUCCGGCCUCGACUCCAACAUCUUCAUCUAUAAUAGUUUCAUCAAUCUCUAUGUCAAAUGCGGUCGGAUCGAGUCUGCUCGCUCGAUGUUUGAUUCCUCUAAUCGGUUGGACUUUGCUUCUUGUAACAUUAUGCUUGGGGGUUACGUGAAGAGUGGUCGCCUUGAGGAUGCAGUCCGAUUGUUUGAGAUAAUGCCCGCACGAGAUUGUGUCUCUUUCACCACGAUGAUAAUGGGUUUUGCUCAGAAUUAUCUCUUCGUUGAUGCUCUGGGUGCUUUUCAAGACAUGCAGGCUGCGGGUGUGGCUCCGAAUGAGGUAACACUGGCCAGUGUAAUCUCGGCGUACUCACAAUUAGGUGGGCUUGUGCACGGAUUUAUGAUCCAUGGCUUGGCUGUCAAACUUGGACUUCAAUCGUUUAACCUUGUUUCGACAAAUUUAAUUCACAUGUAUUCUGCUUGUUUGAACUUAGCUGAUGCCAAGGUGAUCUUCGAUGACAAUCCAGAGCGGAAUAUAGUGACAUGGAACGUGAUGUUAAAUGGGUAUUCAAAGGCUGGCCUUAUUGAUUCAGCCAGAGAUUUGUUUGACAGGAUGCCUGUGAAGGAUUUGGUUUCUUGGGGUACCAUAAUCGAUGGGUAUGUACGAGCAGAGAAGCUAAGUGAAGCCAUUUUGAUGUAUAUCGAUAUGCUACAAGCUGGGUUUGGGCCCAACGAAGUCAUGAUUGUGGAUUUGGUUUCAGCUUGUGGGCGGUCAGCAGCAUUUGAUGAUGGUCAGCAAUUUCACGCCACAAUGGUGAAGACUGGCUUGGAUUGCCAUGAGUUUGUGCAGGCAACAAUCAUCCAUUUUUAUUCAGCUUGUCACAAGAUUAAUCUAGCCUGUAUGCAGUUUGAAUCGGGAAGUAAAAGCAAUAUAUCAUCUUGGAAUGCUUUAAUUGCAGGAUUUGUGAAAAAUGGCAUGGUUGAUUCAGCAAGGAAUUUAUUUAAUGUGAUGCCCCACAGGGACGUUGUUUCUUGGAGCUCCAUGAUUGCGGGUUAUGCCCAAAGUGGGCAGUCUGAUUUGACAUUGCAACUCUUCCAUGAGAUGCUGGCUAGUGGCAUCCAACCGAAUGAAAUUACAAUGGUAAGCAUCCUCUCAGCCAUUGCCACUUCAGGAACAUUGAAGCAGGGAAGAUGGGUUCUUGAUUAUAUACACCAUAAUUCUAUCCCUCUCAAUGACAACUUGAGUGCUGGGCUUAUCGAUAUGUAUGCGAAGUGUGGAAGCAUUGAUGGAGGCUUGCAGGUAUUCCAUCAAAUCUGUGAUAAGGUUUCAUCAGUUUCACCAUGGAAUGCCAUAAUAUGUGGGUUGGCCAUGCAUGGGCACGCUGACAUGGCCCUUAAACUAUUCACAGAUCUACAAAGGACUCGCAUAAAACCUAAUUUCAUCACAUUCAUAGGAGUCUUGAGUGCAUGUUGUCAUGCAGGAUUGGUGGAUGUUGCAGAAGGGUAUUUUGAUUGUAUGAAGAAGGUAUAUAAUGUAGAUCCAAAUAUUAAGCAUUAUGGGUGUAUGAUUGAUCUCUUGGGCAGAGCUGGGCGUUUAGAAGAGGCUGAGCAACUGAUAGGGACCAUGCCCAUGAAGGCAGAUGUUGUGAUAUGGGGAACACUGCUGGCAGCAUGUAGAACUCAUGGGAACAUGGAAAUAGGAGAAAAGGCUGCAGAGAACUUGGCAAGGUUAGAACCAACUCAUGGGGCCGGUAGAGUACUACUAUCUAAUUUAUAUGCUAAUGCAGGAAGGUGGCAUGAUGCAUUCCUUGUGCGGAGAGCAAUUCAAAGCCAGGGAUUGAAGAAGUUGCCUGGGUGUAGUGGUGUUGUUUGAUAAGCUACUAGCACAUUAGUGUUGCUGGUGGCUCUGUUUUGGCUUGUAUAUUCGUCAGUGAAGUUUUUCUCCUU
Telopea speciosissima is the source of this 2274-nucleotide messenger RNA. RefSeq names its product pentatricopeptide repeat-containing protein At5g19020, mitochondrial. The transcript has a single exon. Gene Ontology annotation, biological process: RNA modification. Gene Ontology annotation, molecular function: RNA binding; protein binding. The record is from RefSeq and is a predicted model, not a curated record. Lineage: Eukaryota; Viridiplantae; Streptophyta; Magnoliopsida; Proteales; Proteaceae. Bases 68 to 2200 code for a protein of 710 amino acids.